CUAGUGUGAGUACACCCUUAGACUGACUUCCUGAUCAUCUGACUCGACGCACUGAAAUCGAAAGUAAAAUAUACAAGUGAAAGUAAAGUUGAUCCGCGGACAUUUCACGAACACGAGCGAAACAUUUAUAUUUGUGCUGAUUUAUGGCUAAAGGACAUGAUUGAUUUGAUUUAAUGUGAGAGUUGAAGAUGCGCGGAUCGAGCUGUGUUUUGAUGUCAGUGCUGCUGAUGAUCGCCGAUGGUUUGAUUGUAAAAGGUCCCUCUGGUCCUCUGGUUGCUCCUCUGGGAUCCUCCGUGGUUUUGCCCUGUUCUGUUGAUGAACUUUUAUCAGUGAAGGAUCUGGAGGUGGAAUGGAGAAGAACAGACUCUGAGGCUUUAGUUCAUCUGUAUCAGGAAGGUGAGAGUCGAACAGAAUCCCAGCAGCAGGAUUAUCAGGAUAGAGCUCAUUUCUUCACUGAUCAGAUACAACAUGGAAACUUCUCCCUCCGGCUGGACGAUCUGAGAGCUGAAGAUGAGGGACAGUAUAAAUGUAAAGUUUACAUUCAGCAAGAGUCUGGUGAGACUGUGGUUCAGAUAAAAGUUAAUGCUGAGCGUUUGCUAGUAUCAGGAUCGAGUCGCUCCAUAUCUGCGUCUGUGGGUGAAGACGUCACUCUGAACUGCUCUGUGGACUCUCACAUCCCACCUGGAGACUUUGAAGAGGUUUCAUGGACGAAAACAGAUGAAGAUAUUCAGGUUCUACUCUACCAAGACAAUGAGGCACAUUCAUCAAAUGAGCGAUAUAGAGACAGAGUUGAGUUCUUCCCUGCUGAAAUCCCCAAAGGAAACUUCUCUCUCAGACUGAAGAACUUCAGAACUGAAGAUAAAGGAGUUUACAUGUGUAAGGUGUUUGCUGGAGGACUUUCAGCCAAUGCAACUGUACUACUGGAGCAACUAGGUUUCUCUGCUUUACACAUAAUGAUGCUGAUUCUCUGUAUCUCUGCGUCUGGAUCUGCACUUCUGCUCUUCUGCCUGAUCUACUGCAGAUCGAAUACUAACGACACAGUCUUUCGUCUUCAGAUGUUUCUCGUCUUCUGUCCAAAUGUUCUGAUGUUUCUAGCGUUUGUCCUCUGGGGUGUUUCUGAAGGGUCUCUGUUUGAGUCGGUCUCUUGUUGUGCUCUUUAUUUUCUGAGGCCUUUCAUGUUGCUCUGGACGGCUCCAUAUAUUAAUAACUUCACAGGCAACAUUAAAACAUGGGUUCGAAAAUACAGUUCUAGAUCAGAAUAUAUUGUUUUCUCUGCUGUUUUUUAUUCAGUUCUGUUUAAAUCUGCCGUGGACAAGAGUCUGAAUUACACUGGAUUUGAAGGAGUCAUGAUUAUAGUCCUUUUUGUGAUGGUGAUUCUGUUCAACCUCAUCUAUAUUAUUGCCUUGUUGCUGAAAUUGAUUGGUAAAUCAAGUGAACGGAUGAUUACUAUAUUCGAUGAACUGGCUGAAAUCAGUUUUAAUAUUCUGCCUUCACUUCAGUUCAUCCUCAUCUUCUACUCCUUUGGAUCUGCCAGAGGAGGAUUCAUCAUUGUUGCAGUUUUACCAGUGUUUACCUCAGUGAUGAGUUAUGACUGGAACACAGAAUUUGAUCAAGAUAUGGGUUGUUCACCUGCGCUCAGGAGAUCAGUGUGGUUAACUGUCAUGAUGCUGAUCAAUGCUGUAUUGGUCUAUUUCUACAUCACAGCUCUGGAAAAUGAAAAGGAUCGUGUCGGAUGGGUCUGUGUGAUUGUGUUUCUCCAGACGCUCUGGGCACUGGUCAACUUCGCAUACUCAUUUGAUGAUUUCGAUCUUCCUCGUGUCGCAGCUGUGUAUGUGUUUGGAUCAGUCGGUGUUGUGUUACUGAACUCUGUUGCUCUGAUGAUUGAACUGAUCCUCAAAACAGUUAAUGGUGAAGGAGCGACGGGAGACAUGAGGAUCAUCGUCUUCUCCUCUGAAUUACUCUUCACUUUAAUUCUGAUUAUUUUAAUGGUAUUUGAACCCUGGAUCACACCAUGUCUGCAGUCGUGUACGAAGUCAAUGAAGUCUUGUCGAGCUGCAGCCGCUGGAUCACAGAAUCAGGAAUCUCAGAGCCAGAACCAGAACCCAGCAGAAGCACAUGCGAUGAAUCCUCUACUGAACACACAACACCAGGAGAACAGCAGGAGCACCGGGACGGAGGAAGCUCAGCCGGAUUCAGUGGUUUCACAAUCAUAAUCAACAGUCAGAGAAAAACACUUGUGAGGAGCUUUCCUCUGAGAUUUAAGAGUUCAGUCUCAUUCUUCAUCUGUUAUUGAGGCCGUUAUUUAAUGUGUGUUUGCUGUAAAUAUAUGCAGGAUGUUUAACUGCUAUUGCAUGUGUUCUUUAUAUUGAUGUAAUAGUGAUUUUCUCUUAUAACUAACUCUAGUUAGUUAGUCUUCAGCAAUAGAAAUGAAACUGAGAUUCCUUUAAGAUCAAUGGAGAGAAAUCAGUGUUAUAAUAUUAACUUUAAUAAACACGUCUGUGGAUUGAUGCUGGAGUCUCAAGAUCACAGAGAUCCCAGUUACUGUAUCCCACAAUGCAAAGCGUUUCACCUGAUUCUCCAUAUCCAGUGUGAUGACAGAAGCAGAAGUAACUCAGACAGAUGAUGUAUUUCUGCUCUAUCUCAGAUGGACUCAUGAGAACAGCUGGACUGUAGUUAGGGUCAAACACUGGAGGAGCUCAGACAACUACUGCAUGUGUUCAUUGUAGGGAUGUGCGCAACGACUCAUUUUACUGUCGUUUAAACGGAAGUUUUGUAUCCGACUAGCAAGGAAAAAAGCAAGAACCCCCCAAAAGAUGGUAAAAAAAAAAAAAAAAUUGUGUAUGUAAUAGCCUGCAUUUGAAACACACACUGACGAAUCACUCACUCAAUGAAUUCUGCUAAAAAUACGUAACAGUUAUGCUGUUCUCUUGCCUUGCAUUAUCAUCAUUUAAUUUUAAAAUUGUGGGGAAGUCUUGGCCUAGUGGUUAGAGAGUUUGACUCUUAUCUGUAAGGUUGUGGGUUCGAGUCUCAGGCUGGUAAUACCACGACAGAGGUGUCCUUGAGCAAGACACUGAACGUGUGUGUGCGUGUGUGUGCGCGUGUGUGUGCGUGUGUGUGUGUGUGUGUGCAGAUGGUUUGAUAGAUGCUAUGAUAGACUGCACUGUAAGUAUCUGCUGAAUUGUGAUCUGAUAUCUGUUUAACUGUAUCAGUAUCUCUGUUAUAUUGAUCAUCUGUGUCAUCUGUUUCUUUUAUAUAAACACACAAACACACACACCUAACGUUUACACACACACACACACACGGGCACAUAAUGAACCAUGAGCACAAACACACAUCAGAACAGCUGCAGUUUCAGAACAGCUUUUGAAUUAAAUAAUGAAAUCAUUUAUUGGAUUAAUAAAGUUUGUGUUGUGUUGUCAUGUUGUAAAUUUGUGAUGUAAUAAAUCAUUUCUAAAGAA
This is a messenger RNA of Carassius gibelio (silver crucian carp), 3458 nucleotides long. RefSeq lists its product as uncharacterized. Gene Ontology annotation, cellular component: external side of plasma membrane. Gene Ontology annotation, biological process: cell surface receptor signaling pathway; cellular response to lipopolysaccharide; negative regulation of T cell proliferation. The record is from RefSeq and is a predicted model, not a curated record. NCBI's taxonomy places the organism in Eukaryota, Metazoa, Chordata, Actinopteri, Cypriniformes, Cyprinidae. Bases 189 to 2213 code for a protein of 674 amino acids. The transcript has 17 exons.